GCCGCUGGCGCGCGGCCCCUCAUGGCCAAGCGGCGCGCGGAGCCGCUGAUGUGUCACGUGCCCGUGAAGCGGCUGCUGCGCGAGCCGGCGCUGCCCCGCGCGGGCGAGCGGCGGCCCCGGGCAGAGCCGGGAGGAGCGGGCCCCGCCGCGCCCAAGCGCCCGCUGGAGGAGGCGGAGGCGCCGCCGGGAAAGCGGAUCGGUCCCGGCGCCCCUCGUGCGCAGCCGGGGGAUGCGGGCGGCGGGCGGCGGCGGCGCGGCGGGACCGCGGCGCCCCGGGACGCGCCGGCGGCGGAGGGACGGGCGGGCGGCCGGGGUGAAGAGCGGGCCGCCGUCCCCGCAGAGCAAGAAGAAGAAUUCUGUCAGUAUAACUCAUUCCUGUAUUGGAGAGCACCACUGCCUGCAGUUGAUUUGUCUGAUAUUCAGAGCUUAGAUGAAGAGACUCCAUCAGGUGCUAAAGCUGCUGCAAGGACUGAUACCACAGAGACUGAGAUGGAAACCUGAUCAGUUGUUUCAUACCUGUGCAUCUAUUCCUGGGAAACUUGUUUCCAUUGAGAUUCAGGUUUUGUUCCUUGGAUGAAUAAUAAGUAAGCUUAUGCUGUCUUGGAGAAACUGUUGUGGCAGUCUUUAAAAGCAAAUCUGAGUUGCCUUAGUGGAUGGGAUAAAUGGUAUUGGGUACUUAACAGUAAGCUGUCUGGAGGUGUGCAGUAAGGAGGAGCCAACAGAGUCUAACAAGAGUACUUGAAAACAUAGAGGCAGACUGAAAGAAGAAUACAUAAAAUUGGAACUUUGGGCAGCAAUUAAAAGAAAUGGGGAUAUGUUACAUGUUGAUAUGAAAUGCAAAAUUAUUUUGUCCUUAACAAAAAAAUAUGUGGUACCUGAAAGUGAAAUACGUAACGUGAAUUUAUCAUAAAGCACACAAACUA
Messenger RNA from Cinclus cinclus, 923 nucleotides. It is a transcript of the gene CZH9orf40, whose product is annotated as chromosome Z C9orf40 homolog. The record is from RefSeq and is a predicted model, not a curated record. The coding region runs from base 22 to 501 and encodes 159 amino acids. NCBI's taxonomy places the organism in Eukaryota, Metazoa, Chordata, Aves, Passeriformes, Cinclidae. The transcript is spliced from 2 exons.